AUGUGGAAUGGGUUGGGAGGUAACUCAAGACGGGAAGGAGGGGGAAGAGAGGACAAUCAAGACGGGAAGGAGGGGAAGAGAGGACAAACAAGACGGGAAGGAGGAGAAGAGAGGACAAUCAAGACGGGAAGGAGGGAGAAGAGAGGACAAACAAGACGGGAAGGAGGGGAAGAGAGGACAAAUCAAGACGGGAAGGAGGAGAAGAGAGGACAAUCAAGACGGGAAGGAGGAGAAGAGAGGACAAACAAGACGGGAAGGAGGGGAAGAGAGGACAAACAAGACGGGAAGGAGGGGAAGAGAGGACAAACAAGACGGGAAGGAGGAGAAGAGAGGACAAUCAAGACGGGAAGGAGGGGAAGAGAGGACAAACAAGACGGGAAGGAGGGGAAGAGAGGACAAACAAGACGGGAAGGAGGAGAAGAGAGGACAAUCAAGACGGGAAGGAGGAGAAGAGAGGACAAACAAGACAGGAAGGAGGAGAAGAGAGGACAAUCAAGACGGGAAGGAGGGGAAGAGAGGACAAACAAGACGGGAAGGAGGAGAAGAGAGGACAAUCAAGACGGGAAGGAGGGGAAGAGAGGAGCACAAUGA
Messenger RNA from Pecten maximus, 591 nucleotides. Its product is annotated as cylicin-2-like. NCBI's taxonomy places the organism in Eukaryota, Metazoa, Mollusca, Bivalvia, Pectinida, Pectinidae. The transcript has a single exon. Bases 1 to 591 code for a protein of 196 amino acids. The record is from RefSeq and is a predicted model, not a curated record.